UAGUUUUAGGCGUAGUGGUUCAUUUAGUAGAUUUUCAGUUUAUGUAGAUGAUGUUUUAACGUAUACUUUUCUGAAGUGUAUUAAAAUACUUAUUAUCUGUGCUUCGGUAGAUAAUUGAGUAUCAAUCGAAUAUCUUUUUUAUCGAGAACCCGUGACAAAUUUGUAGUCGUCAAUGCGAAGCGGGGCGUUAGCGGCUAUGGAGGCGGAGCCCGACCUCAGCACCUUCGAGAACAAGUCGGGCUUGGCCGAGGACAUGAAGUUCCUCGCGUCGAUGCCCGAGCUGUGUGACGUCACGUUCCUAGUAGGAGAUACUAGGGAACCAGUUUGUGCGGUGAAAGCCGUACUUGCUGCUAGAAGCAGGGUAUUCCAAAAAAUGCUUUACCAAGCCCCCAGUCCCCAAAGGAAGAAGGAACCAGCUCCUAGAGAAAAUAAGCUUCGUCUUUUCCUCAAACGUUCUUCUGAACCUCUUCUCAAUCUCCAAAAUGCCGCACAACAGAGGUCAACAUUCGCGCAGCAAUUGGCUCCGAUACAAGAGCCUUCAUCUCAACAACAUCAAACCUUGAUUAUUGAAGAGUUUGAACCAGAUGUGUUUCGUCAACUGAUCGAGUACAUCCAUACUGGCUGCGUUACUCUGCAACCAAGAACACUGCUUGGCGUAAUGAAUGCUGCCGACUACUACGGUCUGGACGAGCUCCGCCGCGCGUGCGCAGGUUUCGUACAAUGCUGCAUCACGGUGGAUACUGUGUGCGCUCUCCUGGCUUCCGCUGAGCGAUACAUACAGUAUAAGUGCACUAAAUCGUUGGUGCAGAAGGUCUUAGAAUUUGUGGAUGAGCAUGGUAAUGAGGUGCUGAAUCUUGGAUCCUUCACGCUGCUGCCUCAGCACGUCGUUCGACUGAUACUAGCCAGGGAUGAACUGAGAGCUGAUGAGUUUACCAAGUUCCAGGCAGCCCUGAUGUGGAGCAAGAAAUAUUGCGAUACCAACCCUAACAUGUCCCUUAAAGAUGUCAUCGGCAACUUCCUGGAGUACAUCCAGUUCCACAAGAUCCCCGCCAAUGUGCUGAUGAGAGAAGUGCACCCCCUGGGCUUGGUACCGUACUCCAUCAUCAUGAACGCUUUGGCUUAUCAGGCAGACCCGGCCAGCAUAGAUCCAGGGAAGCUGUCCCCAGCUCGAGUCCGGCGCGCCGGUCGUUCGAUGUCUGUCCAGUCUUCUCUUGACCCCUACGGGUCCAACACCACCCUCUCUUCCACCGGAUCGAGCGAUGUUCCGUCGUCAGACUCUCGGCACAACUAACGCGAGGGGAACUUCCCCCGUCC
Molecule: messenger RNA, 1314 nt
Organism: Amyelois transitella
Lineage: Eukaryota; Metazoa; Arthropoda; Insecta; Lepidoptera; Pyralidae
Gene: gprs
Product: serine-enriched protein
Exons: 9
Coding region: 173-1291 (372 amino acids)
Molecular function (GO): protein binding
Source: RefSeq, a predicted model, not a curated record